Messenger RNA from Vollenhovia emeryi, 2813 nucleotides. It is a transcript of the gene sigmar, whose product is annotated as tumor necrosis factor alpha-induced protein 8-like protein. Lineage: Eukaryota; Metazoa; Arthropoda; Insecta; Hymenoptera; Formicidae. The transcript is spliced from 3 exons. The record is from RefSeq and is a predicted model, not a curated record. The coding region runs from base 300 to 959 and encodes 219 amino acids. Gene Ontology annotation, cellular component: cytoplasm. Gene Ontology annotation, biological process: regulation of apoptotic process.
CGUGGGGCACAGCCGUGAUGGAAUUGCAGAGCUGGCUGCUCUAUCACUUAGUUGCCGUCACCGACUGCAAUCAAGGUAGCGAGGAUACGCCGCUUCGUCGUGUCUCGAGCACUUCCACGAACCCGCGGCAUUUGUGUCUCACGCAUGUGUCGUCGUUUAACGGCCUCGCCGUUUAACCCUUGGUUCAUUUUAGUUACGUUUGCCUGAGUUUGCCGGACCAUUGUUCACGCACAGUUCGCCGCUUCUUUAUUUAAUUUGCCAUCCCGCUAUCACGAUCCGGAGGAAACGGUGGUCUACCGAUGCCCGAUGUGAUGCAGUCGGCAAACACAAUCGGAAGUGGCGGCGGGGGCGGAGGCGGUGGAUCGUAUGCCGCCGGUAGCGGGACCGGAAGUCGCACUCGCGAUCUGGGAUUGCGCGCCCAGAAGAAGCUACUCGGCCGCAUCAUGUCCACCAACGCGGGCCGCUCGCUCUUCAUCGACGACGCCACGACGUCGUUGCUCGAUAAUCUGUACAAGCUGAUGGAGAGCGUCGCCAAGAGCAACCCGCACCUGGACAAGAAGGAGCCCGAGAAGGUCCUUAAGAACAUCGUCAAAUUGUCCAUCAAGAUCGGACUCGUGCAGCGCAGUCAUCAAUUUCGUUCCAACGACGCCGAGAAGCUGGAGGAGAUCCGGGAAGCUCUGGGGACCGUGGCGAUGACCGUCGUGUCGUUCUACGAGGUGGAUUACAGUUAUGACCAGGAGUACCUGACGGGCUCGAUGGAGCGUUGCCGAUCGUUGCUGCAGCAGCUGAUAAAGCCGCACCUCACGGACAAGUCGUCGCAGCGUUGCGACCAGGUGUUCGAUUUCCUGGCGUACCCCAAAUUCCUGGACUCGGUGUUCCGAUACGACUCCGAGCACAGACCUAUCCUCGGCAUGCUAGUCAGUGACCUCAACAAGGCGUUGGACGCCAGGCGGCUUUGAUUCUACAAGAAUGAUACUCGCGUAACGUUAAUAAUAAGAAGGAACCGACGUCCGACGACGCGAUCCGAUCGCCGGGAACACGCCGGAAACCGUCCCCUUCGGCAACGGUGGUCUCUCAAUCGCGAUCGACGACGGGUCAAUCGAUGAACGUAGCGCACACGACCCGUCGGACACGCGCGCGCUUCGUUGCACUUAAUUUCACGGCAAAUAGACAACGUGCUGCAUACUUUCAGUGUGACGACAGUAUAGUUUCCUCUAGUAACACUAGAUUAAAAGAAGAAAACGUUUCUUGCUCGCCCCCACCCAGUAAACGGGUCGGGAUACCCGGUGCGGACCACUCGCUCACUGAUUUAUGCAAUAAUUGUCUAAUAUUCCGCUUAUUUUAAGGACGCAGCCUCGCACCUGCAUGGCGCAAUUGGUGUAUUAUAUAUUUAUGUACGGGAUACGUACCGAUUAUAUCAAACCAACACAAGAAAAGGAGUAUAAUGAGCUUAUACAUGGGGGAAGAUAGAAAUUAAAUAUUAAUCCUGAAUGCGUUCUUUGCACAUAAUUUUAAUCUGCGUAUUGAGGUCCGACUCGAUGAACUUACUUUUGUUUAUGUUCAUUAGUUCACAUGAGCGGAGAACUUGAAAUUUCUUCCAUUCGAAUAUAAAGGUUUAUUUUGUUAUGCUACUCCGAUUCAUCGUAUAAAGUUAAUUUUCAAUAAUGAAGCUAUGCAAUAUGCAAUGACUACGAGAACUAAUGCUAGCGAUUUUUCUAUAUAUUCCAAGAUCAAAGCUAGAGUUGGGCUUUAAUUUGCGAACGUAAGGGAUUCUACACGAAGUCAAAGUCCUGCGACAAAAGCAGGUUUGCGUUUUUACCAUGUGUCGCGACGAGUACAAAAAUUAAGGGAGAGAACGUUUCCGAAAAUUGUUAAAGUCCAUUCGCCGACUAAAUAUCUCCGUAAACAUGUAAGGCAGAUUGUCUUUCCCAUAUUCUACGCCGCGUGAUUAGCGCUGUCGCGUGCAAUAAUAGUGCAUUGCGCGAAUGAGGAAUUUCCUUCGUCUCUCAUGUCAAACUGAAAGUCAACAAUUAUGGUCACGCGACACACCCUUGUACUCUAUACAAUCUCCAUUCCUACGGUUCCUCUUUAGAUACGUUACUGCUGGAGCAAAGUCGACUUUGAACCUUGAAAUAGUAUUAUAUUAGAUCAUUUAAUAUAUGUUUUUAAAUAUAAUUUUGUAACGUUGAGAAAAAUGCGGCGACACAUUCGCGAAUAUUUUAUGGCCAAAGCGGGGAGCACACACUUUUGUAUAAGUGCAUAAGCAUAUGCAUAAUUAAUUUGAUUGGUCUAUAAGUCAAUACACAAGGAAAUGGACGAAUCAAAUUCGUUAUGCAUAUGCUCAUGCACUUAUGCAAAAGUGUGUGCUCGCCGCUUUAGUUAGUUAUAUCGCGCCACGUUUCAGUUUUUGUUUUCUAUCGCGCGGAGUGCGGAGUUUCUUCGAGAGGGAUAAAAGUAGAUAACAUCGGUCGUCUUCUCGUGCACGCGCGAACAAUAAGACGCGCGCGCUGCGAAAUUCUCGGGAUGUGCGUCGCAACGAGCACAAUCCACUGUUAGCGCUUGCACGUGCACAUUUUUUUACAACGCACUCGACUAAAGGAACAAUUUCUACAUAUCUGAUUUCAUCGUGAUUCGAUCCCGAUGAUCAUUAGCGUAGAACACCGUAGAGGAAAGAAAAAUAGAAAAGGGAAACUCUAAUGGCAUUUCGCGCCUUUUGUAUGCGGUGUACACCCACUUUACACGUUAUUUGUGAUGACUGUCAAUAUUAAGAGAUGUAUGGAUACUAUGCCAUUAAUAAAUUAUUAACAAACGUC